Messenger RNA from Rosa chinensis, 2304 nucleotides. Its product is annotated as probable jasmonic acid carboxyl methyltransferase 2. The transcript has 3 exons. Lineage: Eukaryota; Viridiplantae; Streptophyta; Magnoliopsida; Rosales; Rosaceae. Bases 28 to 1248 code for a protein of 406 amino acids. Gene Ontology annotation, molecular function: S-adenosylmethionine-dependent methyltransferase activity. The record is from RefSeq and is a predicted model, not a curated record. Gene Ontology annotation, biological process: methylation.
AAACAAUAUUGGGUGGCUACUAGCGGUAUGAAGUUUAUAAAAUCUCAACCUCGAACCACUCCUGCAGAGCCUAGUUACAUCGAUCGAUCGCCUGACAGAGUUGGAGAGAUGGAGGUGACGCAAAUACUUCACAUGAACAACGGAGAUGACGAGACUAGCUAUGCCAAAAACUCUACAGUUCAGAGAAAAACAUUAUCCAUAGCCAAGCCGAUCAUUGAGGAAGCAGUGCUAGAACUCUUGGGAUCCAAUAUCAUGGCAAUAGAGAGCAUGGGAAUAGCAGAUUUGGGUUGCUCAUCCGGACCCAACACCUUACUACUCAUCUCGCAGAUCAUGGAUGCCAUACAUGCUAUACCUAGCAAAGUUACAGAGCUUAGAGUGUUUCUAAAUGACCUCUUUAGCAACGACUUCAACUCCAUCUUCAUGUCACUCCCAUCAUUCUACCAAAAACUGAAACAAGACUAUGAUAAUAGUCGUGAUCCCGAUCAGCAUGUCAUAAAUCCGUUGAUUUCUGCUGUGCCCGGUUCGUUUUACGGUCCAUUGUUUCCCAGAAAGAGCGUGCACUUUGUUCAUUCUUCUUUUAGUCUUCACUGGCUCUCUCAGGUGCCCGAUGGCCUAAACAACAAAGGAAAUAUAUACAUUUCUAAGAGCAGCCCGCAGUGCGUAUUAGACGCAUACUCCAUGCAGUUUCAGAAAGACUUUUCCGUUUUUCUGAGGUUUAGGGCACAAGAAAUAGCCGAGGGAGGACGAAUGGUGUUGUCCUUCAUGGGCAGGCCAUCCACUGACCCAACAGCUGAUCAGGGCACUUUCUACCAGUUCGAGCUCUUAGCCCACGCAUUAAUGGACACGGUGUCCAAGGGUCUUAUAAAAGAGGAAAUGGUUAAUUCCUUCAACAUGCCCUACUAUACUUCAUGUGCAGAGGAAUUGAAUUUGGUGUUACAAAAAGAAGGGUCUUUCAUCAAGGACCGCCUUGAAGCAUUCGAAGUGAAUUGGGAUACUGGUGGUGCUGAUCUCGAUCACAACAUGCCUAACGGUGCAUUUGACCAUGAUCAAACAAUAACAAGCAGUGGGCAGCGAGUGGCCAAUAGCAUAAGAGUCGUGGCCGAGUCAAUGCUCGAAUCUCAUUUUGGAAAAGAGAUAAUGGAUGAGGUGUUUAAGAAAUAUACAGAGCUCGUUAGCAAGCACUUAUCAAAUAGUACUACUAGACCGAAGUAUACAGUUUUGGUCACCUCACUCAUUCGAAAGAUUUGAAUUUUCCUCUUCUUUUAUUCAGAAUUUAUUACAUUGUAUCCAUUUAUAACCCUUUAUUCAAUUAGAGCAACUUCAACAGUCUACAAACACUAUAGAAAAGAAAAAAAACUCUCUCUAGAAACCUUAGGGUUUAGAAGCGGGUAGUGGCGGCGGGAUUCUCAGUUUGCUGUCCGAGCAAGCAAUGGCGAGGAUUCUCGUCGUGGGCUGGGGCAACACAGUUGACCGGUGAGUCUGGAGAGGGAAGAAGUUCCAUUUGGAGGACGGCAGUUGAUUUGAUCGGGGAUUACUUUCGAUCUCUGAUUGGCAUCGGCGUUGAUCAGAGUUUCUAAUCUGGGCUACGGGGUUGUACGGGAAUACAGAGGCUGGGAGGACAGGCUCCCGGCCGGCGACGUAGGAGAGCUGUUCGUUGCAAGGGAGGCUUUGGGCUUUGGUGCAGCGUCAGGCUUGAUUGGGGUCUCUGGUGAAGGAAGCGGUUGGUCUAGUCGAGGCAAGGCGGCGGGUCAGGCGAGUUGGUGCACUUCCGAUGUGGUGGUCCAAGGGUUUGCCGCCGGAGGACAUGACGGCGACGGCGGAGAAGGAGCAGCGGUGCAGAGAGGCUCCUCCUCUAUUUGCUUGGGGUUAGGCCUGGGUCUUUGGGCCUAGGAUAACUCUUGGGCUGAUGGGGCAGGGGCUUGGGCUCAAUCUUGGGCUGAUGGACCUGUUUGAUUGUAUUUCUGCUAGACAAGACUGGACUUGGGCCUACGGGCUUGGGUUAAGGCAAUUGGGGCCCUAAUUUAUUAGGGUUUGAGCCUGUGUGAGGUUGGAUUAACUUCUAUGAGUCUUCUAUGAUGUUUCUAGUCUCUUGCUUGUACCACAAUUGUGUGAUUGGCAAGUGAGGGCUAGUUGAAUGAUUUCUUUCCGUAGGAGGCGAGGUUUUUUCAUUCUUGUAUAGGCUCGCUUAAAUGUGAGCGACCUAGUGAUCUUUAAAGGUUUGCUUUAGCUUAGGUAGGUUACUCCGGAUUUUCUUGCCGGAUUUCUUAUGUAAGUUUUGGUAAACUUCAGCCUAUUUGCUGUUGA